Molecule: messenger RNA, 2543 nt
Organism: Dicentrarchus labrax (European seabass)
Lineage: Eukaryota; Metazoa; Chordata; Actinopteri; Moronidae
Product: C-type mannose receptor 2-like
Exons: 6
Coding region: 767-1621 (284 amino acids)
Source: RefSeq, a predicted model, not a curated record
AGCAAGAAACAUAAAUAACCAAUGCAACAUGUGCUGUAUAGCUGAGUUUACUCAUAAACAAAUGCUUACAGCCACAUUAAUGGAUCAAUGGGCCGUUCUUUGAACACUGGUGGUUGUACAAUGUGUAAACACAACUGUCAUCACCUCAUAAAGUGAUAAACAAUCAACUAUUCAGCAGUUCUAGAAAAUAUUAUCAUUCAUUUGGAGUCAUGUUUCUGGCUACCUGAUGGAUGACCAAUGUCCAAUAAUCACUCUCCUUUUAGCUCUGGUUUGGUCUCCAAACUCCUGAGGAAAAUAAUGUGGCAGCUGCUAAAUGUUCCACCAAACAGUUAGCUAGUUACUAUUUCUAGCUCUUUUUAGCAGGCAUGUAGCAUGCCGUGUGUGUUUUGGGAGCCCUUUUCUGUGGUAGUGAGAAUGAACCAAAAUGUACCAAAACAAUGAGCUGAAAGAUGCUUAAGUGCCCUGUAGAGCAGAAGCAAACUGCAAAGUCAGGUGAUAAUUCUCGUGGGUUUGUCCCAUUAAACAUUAAAAUCCAUUUGGUUAACAGCAGCUAAUCUUUUUCAGAAAUAAAAGCACAUAUUUUCAUCAUCAUGUGAAUUUCCAGUGGGUUGGUAGCGUAGGGAAAAUUUUCCAGGAGAAAUAGGGCAGGCCACCUGUUUUGAAUGUACGUGAUGUGUUGCUUUAAAAGUCAGAAUAGAAGAAACAAGAGAAGACUGCCCCCAAAGAGAUCAUCUGCGACUCUUCUCCGUCACAGAAAACACAGACAAUGGAGAGGGGAAUGUUUGGCAUAUUGGUACUCUCAGCCCUGUGCGAGUUCACACCCUGUCUUCAUCAUCGUCAGUACCACUUCAACAAUGAGCCCAAAACUUGGCCUGAAGGCCAGAAAUAUUGUAGAGAGAAACACACCGAUUUGGCCUCUGUCAGCGACGAGCACGACCUGGAGGAACUAGCUGGUCUGAUUCACUCUGAUGUUCCACAUGUAUUCUUGGGUUUGUACAGAAGUUGGGGGUGGUCAAUGUCAGAUGCUGAUGACUACAAAGAGGGAGAAGUGGCCUACUGGAAGUGGGCCAGUGGUCAACCCAAAACACAUUACUGUGGUAGCAUAGGAUCGACUGGAGAAUGGUUUGCUGCAGACUGCAAGAGCAAUUUGAACUUCUUCUGCUACAAUGGGUCCACCACUGAUAUUUCUCAGAGGUUUACUUUGGGGAAUGGCUUCAUGAACUGGCUCGAUGCUCAGGCUUACUGCAGGAAACUGCACACAGACCUGGCCAGAGUGCGGAACCAGCUUGAAAAUGAACAGCUGCAGAGGACUGUGAACAACAGCCCGGUGUGGAUUGGGUUGACGGGCAUGUCCUGGAUAUGGUCCGAUGGGAGCGAACCCUCAUUCACACCCUGGAGACUGAUUCGUGGACUCGGUGACUGUAGCGUACUUAUGGUCAACAGCGACCCUCUUGUAAUGAAAGACCUGAGUUGCGAUGAAAAACUGCCCUUUUUUUGCUAUACUGAUCCACGGAGGAAACACUUAAUGAGACUGCAGCUGACUGCUGACGACAACUCUGUGGACAUUAAAGACCUGGCUGUGAGGGAGGCAGUCUUGAAAUGGGUGGAAAGGAAGAUGUAGGACCUUGUCCUCGUCUUCCUCUACAAGAGACGCUUUAUCAGUCUCUUGAUUCAACAAUCAUCAUAUUAUUUUGAUUAUGUUCCACCAGGAGAGUUUUCAAGGCCUCCUCUUUCCCCUUCACCUUUUUGACCCAGGAGGGGAGGUGAGACUGUGGCGCCGACAGUAUCCUGCACCAAGAGCCUGGUUCUUUUCAGAUUCUCAGAUGGGAUCUCUAGGUGUCAAUUUGCUUUAUCCUCUUCCACAGAUCAGAACGACACCCUACACCUAAAGUGGAUCGUGUGUGAUAAUUAAGUGCCUUUUUAGUUGUAAAUUCCUAUGGAAUAGACAUGGAAUGUGUUUGCAUCUCCUUGAUCUAAAUUGUAUCACCUCCAGAGAGAAACUCCUCUGGAAUCCACAUCUGGUAUUCUGACACCCCUUCCUCUAAAGUGUAAAUUACGAUGUUUUCUUUUGAUAGUGGACAUUCCAAUCUAGGAAGCAGUAACAACAGUUGCACGGAUAUAGAUUUAGUUCUGUUGUAGUAUUAUGUUAAAAUUUCAUCUUCUCAAAAUUAACAGAUUGCCAUCCAGCAUGAGAAGAUCGCAAAUGUAAUGUUUGUCUGAUGUUUCUGUCUUCAGAUUGGACUAAAUUACAAAAUCAUGUGUAAAAUGCUUGAAUGUUUGAUUGAGCCACAGUGCCACCUUUUGGUAAGAUUCUGGUAUAGCAUAAGGUAUCUUCAAAACAGAUUUUGUUUUAUAGUUGUGUAUUAUUCCAAACGGUAAAUGCCUGACACACAAUUUUAUAACAAGAAUUAAGCUAACACUAUAUGAAAUAUGUACAAUCCAUUAGUGUUGCUUCAUAUGCAUGUUUGUGACAUUUUAACUAGGUCUGCUUUUAUUUUUACAUCAAGUAAUUUCGGUUAUGUUAUGUUAAAACAUGUAAACUA